GUCACGCCUCACCUGAGUUUCGAUAGACGGUGAAACUCGUGCAGAAAUUCAAACACGCUCAAAACACACUUUACACGGCGAGAUUGCUGAUUACACGAUGGCACGUUCAUUUUAACCGAUUAUAUGUUAUAUUUAAACAAAUCGGUUCAUUUUCACGGUGAAGGCCUCAGGAUUCGUGGCUUUUUUUCUGGCGUGGAGCGCGAGCGCUUCCUGAAACCUGCAGAAGAGGCAUCAUGUCUUCUCACCCACGGCGUGUCCGUCUGAAACCGUGGCUCGUCGCUCAGGUGGACAACGGGACGUUUCCGGGUCUCGUGUGGCUGGACCGUGAUGGCAAACGCUUCCAGAUUCCAUGGAAACACGCGACGCGUCACACUCCGCAACAAGAGGAGGAGAACACCAUCUUUAAAGCGUGGGCUGUGGAAACGGGUAAAUAUCAGGAAGGUGUCGACGAACCGGAUCCGGCUAAAUGGAAAGCUCAACUGCGCUGUGCACUUAACAAGAGCCGAGAGUUUAACCUCAUUUACGAUGGAACUAAAGAAGUUCCCAUGAAUCCACUGAAGAUCUACAAUGUGUGUGAUAUUCCUCAAACGCUCAGUAACCCAGGUUCAGUCCCGACAUAUGAGACUGACGGUGAUGAAGAUGACGUUCCAGACACACCAGAGCCCCCCCCACCAUACCCACCCCACGGUAUGAAUUCUCCGCUGGCUCCGGUUUGGACUCCUCCUGGUUCAGUCUCGCCGAUGCAGCCGCCCAGUUGCCCGCCGCCUCCUGCGGAGGUGUGGCCUAAGAAAGAGCCUCUGGACGUAGAUAUGCAGGCUCCGCCCAUGGAGGUACAGCCGUCCGCACCGCUGGACAUCUUCGCCACGCCAGAGAUGUGGAUCAGUUCUCUUCCCAUGACGGACCUAGAGGUGCAGUUUUAUUACCGCGGUAAAGAGGUGUGUCCUCCGGCCAUCGUGAGUAACCCGCUGGGCUGCCGGCUGUUUUACGGUGAUCUUGGCCCGAUGAUGAAUCAGGAGGAGUUGUUCGGUCCCAUCAGUCUGGAGCAGGUGCGAUUCCCCUCCACCGAGCACAUCAACAACGAAAAACAGCGUCUGUUCACGAGCCGUUUGCUUGACGUGAUGGACCGCGGGCUGAUUCUAGAGGUGAACGGGCAUGACAUCUACGCCGUACGACUGUGCCAGUGUAAAGUGUACUGGUCCGGUCCCUGCGCCCCCAAUCCAAACGCGCCAAACCUCAUCGAGCGCCAACGCAAGGUCAAACUCUUCUGUCUGGAGUCAUUCCUGAGCGGAGUGAUCGCUCAUCAGCGUGGACAGUCAUCCGGACCGCCUCAGUUUGACAUUCAUCUGUGUUUUGGGGAGGAGUGGCCCGAUGGGAGACCCAGAGACCGAAAACUCAUCAUGGUACAGGUCAUUCCAGUGGUCGCGCGUAUGAUCAGCGAGAUUUUUUCAGGCGACUGCACUCGUUCGUUUGACAGCGGAAGUGUUCGUCUGCAGAUCUCCGUUCCGGACAUCAAAGACAACAUUGUAACGCACCUCAAACAACUUUAUCGACUCCUACAGACGCACCAGGGCCAGGAGAACUGGCCCCUCCCGCCUGGAACCGGGAUCAACCUGCCGUAGGCCCCGCAGUAGCGCAUGCGUUCAACACGUGUGACGUGCUUUAUUGAAAAGUACUUUCUAUAGAAGAAUAUUAUCUGCGGUCACUUUACAGUGACGUGAUGACUCUUGUAGUGAGUGUUUAGUGUCGGAGGUUUUUAGUUGCCGGGUCAAAGUCUAGUGUGUGUUAAUAAUCAACCAAAGCGAGACUCCUAAACCGCUCCGCUUAUCUGCUGAAAUAUUUAGUAUCUUUCUAAAUACAGAUGUGCUUUUAUCAGCUGUAAAUAAUGUUACGGUAAUAUUGGUUUAGUUUUCUCACUAUUUCAUGAGCUUUUAACCAAGUUUCUGAAUAUUAAUGUAUUUUUACUGCAGCAUUAAUGUAAUGAUGUCACACAUUUAAUCAUGCUUAAUGUGUUUGUUUCUGCACUUUGGGGUAAAUAUAAUUUAAUUUAACCAUACUAUAUAUUUGACGUUUCAUAAGGAUGUUCAUGUAGAUUAUUGUAAUAAUGUUUUCUUGGAUUUAUCAAAUAAAAUGAAAGAUG
This is a messenger RNA of Xyrauchen texanus (razorback sucker), 2137 nucleotides long. Its product is annotated as interferon regulatory factor 6-like. The transcript has 8 exons. The record is from RefSeq and is a predicted model, not a curated record. Gene Ontology annotation, molecular function: protein binding; RNA polymerase II cis-regulatory region sequence-specific DNA binding; DNA-binding transcription factor activity, RNA polymerase II-specific. Lineage: Eukaryota; Metazoa; Chordata; Actinopteri; Cypriniformes; Catostomidae. Gene Ontology annotation, biological process: immune system process; regulation of transcription by RNA polymerase II. Gene Ontology annotation, cellular component: nucleus. Bases 234 to 1619 code for a protein of 461 amino acids.